Messenger RNA from Harpegnathos saltator (Jerdon's jumping ant), 4037 nucleotides. RefSeq names its product peptidoglycan-recognition protein LE. The transcript is spliced from 4 exons. Gene Ontology annotation, molecular function: zinc ion binding; N-acetylmuramoyl-L-alanine amidase activity. Lineage: Eukaryota; Metazoa; Arthropoda; Insecta; Hymenoptera; Formicidae. The coding region runs from base 1800 to 3152 and encodes 450 amino acids. The record is from RefSeq and is a predicted model, not a curated record. Gene Ontology annotation, biological process: peptidoglycan catabolic process.
CCCUUAUGUGUGUGUAUAUUCGUGCACUUAUCAUUUAUGCAUGUAUAUUUUUCACGAUAUUGCGUCACCACGAGCAACGGGCGCGCUUAAUCAGCUUUUAUUCAUUUGCGCGUUAAUCGACGCCGGUGCAAGCCUCACGUUGAAAAUUCACAGUCGGAGAAAAGUCGGAGGACUCGUUCGAGGUAAUCGAGACGUAAUCGAGCGAUCGAGAUGCGCAUCUCAAUCGAGUUCUCCCCGGUAGUGCGUGUUCUCCCGUAUCCCGAGCUCAUUUCGGUUUCUUCCGCGACUCGCGCGCUUCGCAAUUUUCGCCGUAACGAAACGUCCCACGCGGCAAGCGCGGAGGACCGUUGCGAGAAGACCGCACAAGAAGAGUAUCUGGAAAAUAUCUUGCGCCACUGCCGGCGGAGAGAAACGCCCAAUCAUUCGAAGAAAGAGAACGGCGGUGGCGGCGGGGGGGGGCAGAUCACACGACCGCGAAAAGAAUGCGGGAAACGCCGCGUUGUUGCAGGCGGCUCCUCUCGCAGUGACGAGUGCCGAAGAGAGGAGCCGACAGCGGGAGGAAGCAAGAGAAGGAGAGGAAAAGACGACGAGAGUGGGACCGCGGCGCGACUUCCGAGCGCGUUCAACGUCGCGACCGCAGUCACUCGGGAUCGAACAGCGCCGACGAAGCCGUAAUCGUCGCGCCUUGCGUUUUGAAUUCGUCGGCAAUCGUCACCGAGCGCCGCGUCCUCGCCGGAGUGUCGACAUUUGCCGUCGCGCGAGCGCAGCGGAUCCGCCGCUGGCACGUCGCGUCGCGAGGCGGAAAAAUACUCGCGAACGGCAGAAAGCACCUCGCGUUCCCGUCGUGAUUCGCCGUAACGCGACGCGUGGUGGCGCGCGCGACGCACGCCGAGGAUCGGCGCGGUAUUUCGCAUUGCGAAUUCAUGUCGCCGUAUGUCCGCUUCUUUUCGCUCGACCAGUUUGCACCUGGCGAACUUGAGGAGAGAGUGGUACACAGCCGGGCCUCUCAUCGGAGGAAAGAGAACAGGAAGAGUGCCGGCGCAACUAGAAGAAGCAAAUUACGCGCGUAGCGCAGCGAGUGCGUGACGUCGCGCGGAUUCUUCUGCCUCUCGUGCGUUCUUUUCCUCGUCCCGCUUUAUCUCCUUUCCCUCUUCUCCUCCGUCGCUCUUUCUCUUUCUCUCUCUCUCUCUCUCUCUCUCUCUCUCUCUCUCUCUCCCGAGCGCGAACGAGCCAAGAGAAGAGGUCGAGUCGACGCUUCGCGGCGCGCUUCCACGAUUCCACCUCCAGCGGCGCGUCGUCCUUCGACAUCGACGUGGCGUCACCGCCGACAACGGCGGUAUCUGUCGCCAGUGUCGUAGGAUCGGCGGAAGAUAACCGAUAGCGGCUGCGGCCGAGGUCGCGCGUGUCCGCGUCGUCGUCGUCGCCGUCGUCGUCGUCGCCGCAGUAUUCCCGCCGAGGGAGAUCGCGCAUUUUUCAUCCCCGAGGACAACAGGUGGUUUUCGGUCGGUCCUCCGGAGACAUCCCUUCGAGGAAGGGUCUCGGUAGUGUGUAGCGCAUGUAUUGUAUACACACACACACACACGCACACGCGGGCGUGUGAAUGACUUCUACUUUCUGCGUCACAUCCUUCGUCGCCAUCGCCAGCACCAUCGGCAUCACCAACGUCGCCAGCCGCACGACGUCGUUUUCCUCGUGGACGUAGCGCCAUGUCGUCGUAGCUCGGGGCUCAUGGGCACGGCGUUGACGAAGUGACCGGCGCGAGCGAUGAUUCGCGCGAGGUAAUCUCAGACUGCACGGGCAUGGUGACAUUGGUACAACAGCAGCAGACGCCGGACGACAGCCACCAGUGCCAAAAAGAGGAACAGGAGCGCGCAGACGGCGCCGUAGUGGUUGCCGAAAGUCACGCGGUCGUCGGCGACUUCCACGGCGAGAAGGAGCAGGAAGAGGAGGAGGCGGAGGUCGCGCGCAGGGCGAAUGAGAUUGCGCUCGUCGUCCCGGGCAAUGACAGUGUUGGAGGUUCCUCUACGCAGUGCAGUGACAUAGACGAUGACGACGUGGAGGAUGACGAGGAUGAGGACGAGGAGGAAACGGACGUGGAGGAUGGUCGUGGAGGAAACGGACGCGGAGGUGGUGGCUGGGUUGCUAAUCUUCCAGUACCGGCUGCCAUCGUUCAGCAGCACCAGGAAGUCGCGACCGCGAACGGCGACGUCGUCUUGCCGAACGCCGACCCGUCCAACUUCGGUGACGUGUGCGUCAAGAACUCAACGAACGUACAUCUGGGUAACAAGACCUUCUACAAGGGUCCGGUCACCAUAAAGCAGUUCGUUUACACGAGUCCCGCUUCGGUGCAGGAUGCGAACAAGCUCGAAGCCGGCAGCCAAGCCUCUGACGCUAAUGUAUCGGACUUGUCGAGUAAGGUCGACGUGGGCGCCAACAGGCCGAUUCUUCAGCAGAACAGCGAGUUGGACAAAGUGACACAAUGGCUGUGGACGUGGAGGUGCGCGGCUUUGUUGUGCACUCUAGCCUUAAUACUAGUGACUGCUGUGGUGGUGUGCUCUCUGUAUCUCACUCGUCGCGCGGACGCACCGGCCGCACCGGUUUUCCCGGAGAUUCCGGACUCAUCGCUCGUGGGUGUUGAGGUGACGUCGGUGCGCUUUGUUGAGAGAAACGAGUGGGGCGCCCAGCCGCCUUCGCAGCCGUUGACGAGGCUGAAGCUGCCGGUGCCCUACGUGAUCAUCAGUCAUACCGCCACGGAUUUCUGCACCACGCAGUCCGAGUGCACAUUCCACGUGAGAUUCGCGCAGACCUUCCACAUCGAGUCGCGGAAGUGGUCGGAUAUCGGCUACAACUUCCUCGUAGGCGGUGACGGCCUCGCUUAUGUCGGCAGAAGCUGGGACUACGUCGGCGCUCAUUCGUUCGGUUUCAACAACCGCAGCAUCGGCAUCUCCUUCAUCGGUACAUUCAACUCGGUCAUACCGCCGAAGGUGCAGCUGCACGCCGCGCAGAAGAUCAUCGAGCUCGGCGUCAAGGCCGGCAAGAUCGCGCCUGAUUACAAACUCUUGGGCCACCGGCAAAUCUCCAAGACUUUGAGUCCCGGAGAUGCUUUGUACAGCAUCCUGAAGACGUGGCCGCAUUGGGUGCCCGCUCCUUGACGCGAGUACUGCGUGAGCUUGCCGCUCCGUGAAGGGAUCAAAUCGCCAAGUGAUUUCUACGAACGUGUCUCUCUGCGGAUUUCCUUCGGAAAAUCUUACCUCGGAAUGUGCGAUCGCUACGUCCGUUUGUUCAGUAGAGACGCUAUUCCGGUGGGUUCCGGUAAUAGCUGACCAUGCAGAUAAUUUCUCAGUGAACACACGUUGAGUGACAGUAAUGUUACAUCGGCUGUCACUCAACAAUGGGAGUAUUAUACGCAGCAUCUGUUAUGUCGCGCUUACAUUGAACGGGGAGUUGAUUGAUAAGAUUGAUGUAGCGUUAUUGUUACUUCAUGUUUACUCGGGUCGAAUUUAUGAUUACUGCCGUGGGAGAAUGUCACAUUGUUCUUUUUUCUUAUAUGUCGAAUAUACGUCGGAAGCACUGGAACACGUUCCCUCUUGAAAUUCUAUGAUACGAGGGAACUUAUUGAUCGGCAGAAGCUCUGUUGAGGAAUCACAAAAAUUGCCAAGUUGAAUUUGGAAAUGCAAAAAGUUGUGCUGUUCGGUGGAAGUCUUAUUGCGAUAAAUUUUACACGAAUUACUGAAUAAACAGGUGCAAAGAAGUCGAAAACCGGGACGACCAAGCACUCUCUGCUCUAAGAUCAUUUAAAAAAAGGACAGUUACGAUUUAUCUGAUCCGAUUGACUACGUAAAGAAAUAAAGGUGCUAAUGUGACAGUUACUAUAUUUUAUAGUAUGCGCGAAUUAAUGAUCUUGUGAGAAAUAUAUAUACGCGCAAUCUCUGGAAAUUGUAUAAACUGUUUGGAAUACUUUGUAUAUAUAUACUAUGAAGAAGAGUAUAAUGUAGAUUUGUCGAACGUAAUUUUUUUUUUUUAAUAAAGAACGUGUA